AGAAGUGCUGGAUUAAACUGUUCUGCACGCGUAUAUUUUCUAUGUUCAUCUAUGUCCCUCCAAAAAUAAAAUAUCCCUCUCUAUGCGAUAUUUUAUUUUUGGAGGGGCAUAGUCCAAAAUUUAUUGUUCCGCCACUGUAUAAAUGUAUUUCUCUUGCUUUCCUCUGUUUGCAUCUUUACAUUUUUGGGUUUUUGUCUCGGUGAUUUAAUUGCCUGUUUGCUGCUAUUAUUAAAAGUUUUGCGGAGCAUGUGCAUGUGAACCACUUAUUGAUGCAAAUUAACUAUUUGCUUUCCCCAACUCGACAAAACCGUCGCCCACUCCCACCGCCUUUGCCAUGCCUAUCCAAGAAACGUCUCAACUCUUCUCCUCAACUCUUCUUCUGUGUCUCUCCUAUUCUUCUUCGUCUCCUGCAAUGCAACCUGUCUCCGUCCCACCUCCCCUCCCCUCUGCUUCACAUGUAUGAAUACUUCUCUUUCUGAGUCGGCCUCUAGCUCUGAUUUACAGCAGUAACCUGCGCGAUCAAGGUGGUGUAUCCCUACUCAGUGAUGGGUGUUCUCGUAUGACGUCGUUUGAAACAGGUUAGCUCUCUCUCUCCCUCUCUCUCUCUGUUUGAGGCUCUGCGUCGACCAUCGCUGACGCACCUCUUGCCGUAUGUUAUCUCUUCAUUCGUUUCUUCCCUUCAACGGUAGCCCUCAAAUUGGUUGAUGAAAUGUCAGUGUGUAUGUACACUAUUGUUUUUUUUUAAAUGCUUCAACUUAUGUUAUUAGUCCACAAUGGGGAAUCGAGAGGGCGGCGACGAUCGCAUCAAGAGGAUCUCCACGUCGAUCCGUGUGAUCCCAAAUUUCCCCAAGCCCGGCAGCCGCCAUCUACCACUGGUUGUCGGCAGACAGCGAGUCACCUGCAACAGUCAUUCCUUGAGAUGCGCAUCGAAGCCUCAAAGGCCAGCAAGCGAGAGAGGCAAGGCCCACACACUCGAAGCAAUAGUCUGCACUUCUUCCUGUCAAUGGGGUCACCACCUGCAAUAUCCACCAACCAGCUUGGGUUCCAUCAUAUUUGUAGCAUUAAUUCAGAGUUUUUUCAGUGAUGCAUUUUUAGCUUUUAGGCUCCACUGUUUGGAAGCUUUGAGAUGGUCGAAUUUUAUUUUUCAAAAAAAAUUCCCCGAAAAAUGAUCCUGCAACUACGUGCUAAGUUGGAGGUUGAAAAUCAUGUUAAUAAGGUCUUAUGGAUAUAUGGUAAAACU
Messenger RNA from Nymphaea colorata (pocket water lily), 1240 nucleotides. RefSeq lists its product as uncharacterized. Lineage: Eukaryota; Viridiplantae; Streptophyta; Magnoliopsida; Nymphaeales; Nymphaeaceae. Bases 774 to 1169 code for a protein of 131 amino acids. The record is from RefSeq and is a predicted model, not a curated record. The transcript is spliced from 3 exons.